AUGACUGAAAUUUCUGAAAUUUGUGAAACGGCGUUCAAAUUAACGUAUCAUCCAAUUUAUAGAGGUUCUUUAUUUAUUCAUUUAUUUGUUUCAAUUUCAUCAAUAAUUCCAUUAAUCUAUUUUGUCAUUUUCAAGCUUCCAAAAACAAGCUUCCAUGGCAAUCUUAAAUUCUUAUUCUCUGCCUAUUUUGUAUCAGUUUUCUUGUUUUCUGUGGAUUUUGCCAUUAUCUCGACGACUGAAAUUUUAAUUCCACUAUUCUCAAAACAUCCAUGUAAUUUAUUGAUACCUGAUCAAUAUCUAAAAAUCGGGAAUACUACCGUAUCAAUUUUCAUGUCUCUUUCCACAUUCUUUCCUAUUUCUAUUACAAUUGAACGAUUCAUUGCAAUGAAAAUGGCAAGAACUUAUGAGAAGACACGUGUACGACUUGGUCCAAUACUAACUGGAUGUAAUAUACUUCUUGAUUUGCUUAUUGUGUUUUUUAUUUAUCGAGACGAAAAGUUUGAUGAUGGAUCGAUUUCCUUUGUGUUCUUUCCUAAAACUCUUGCUCCAAAGAUGUUCACAUUCUUCUGGGUUAUGUUCUUUCUGAAUUUAAUCAAUUUUACAUUUAAUUCAUAUCUCCUUCGACAAAGUAUUCGAUUAAAAGUCUCAACCAGUUCCCUUGCAACAAAAUAUCAACGAGAAGAAGUCGUUCAUUCUACCAAAUUUGCAGUUUUUGUAGUAUUUUGUCAUGUAAUAUUAUUUGGAUUUUAUGUGAUUGGAAUCAUGAUUCUUAGAUAUUUUGGAAGUAUUUUUAUUCCGGAUCCAGCUGAUUUGAUGGCAACAAGAGGAGCUUUUACUACAAUGAUAUCCUUAUAUAAUCUUGUUGUUGGGUCUGUUGCAGUCUAUUUGAAUCAUUUGAUUAAAACUCGAAAAUCUGAGGAAAUAACCGGCACUGUUCGAAUUCAAGCGACAGGAGCUGUUGGAGCACAAAACUACGAGAAUGCAAUAUUCAACAUUUGGAAUUCUGUUUAAUUUUGAUUUAUGGAAUAAAU
Messenger RNA from Caenorhabditis elegans, 1031 nucleotides. It is a transcript of the gene srb-15, whose product is annotated as Serpentine receptor class beta-15. Lineage: Eukaryota; Metazoa; Nematoda; Chromadorea; Rhabditida; Rhabditidae. Gene Ontology annotation, biological process: sensory perception of chemical stimulus. Bases 1 to 1011 code for a protein of 336 amino acids. Gene Ontology annotation, cellular component: membrane. The transcript is spliced from 6 exons. The record is from RefSeq and is marked reviewed. Gene Ontology annotation, molecular function: transmembrane signaling receptor activity.